Molecule: messenger RNA, 951 nt
Organism: Didymodactylos carnosus
Lineage: Eukaryota; Metazoa; Rotifera; Eurotatoria; Philodinida; Philodinidae
Source: the annotation of a GenBank genome assembly
AUGGCUCCACCGAAAUUUGGCGAUAUGAACCGUCAAGUGACGGAUAUAUUUAAUAAAGGAUACUUUUUUAAUUUAUUCAAACUUGAUCUAAAGUCAAAAACACAAAACGGUGUCAUGUUCAAUGUAUCCGGUGAACAUAAUACAGAAACAGCUAGAACAUUUGGAAGUUUAGAAACAAAAUAUGUGGUGAAAGAAUAUGGGUUAACAUUUUUGGAAAAAUGGAACACAGAAAAUGUUUUAAAAUGUGAAAUAACGGCUGAUGAUCAACUAGCACAGGGUUUUAAACUUACAUUCGAUGCCUCUAUGGUUCCAAACACUGGGAUACAAUGCCGAUUUAAUACGCGCAUAAAACGUUUUCGUUUAUCGGGCGUAUACGGUUCACGCUUACUGAAAAUGCGUUCACAAAAUGACGUGCAGCGAUGGAAAAAGACAGCUGCAUUACGUUCAGCAUUUCAAGCCGAUAAAGUUCACGUUGAGACAAAUAUUGAUUUUGAUACUGCUGGGCCAAUAUUGAAUGGAUCUGUUGUAUUAGGACACAUGGGUUGGCUGGCAGGAUAUAAUUACGUUUAUAGUACAGCAAAGGCAGCAUUGACAAAGAAUAACUUCGCGGUUGGAUAUAAAGCGAAAGAUUUCACCUUGUAUGCAAAUAUGAAUGAUGGCAAUGAAGUUGGUGGCAGUGUGUACCAACGAAUAAAUGAUCGUUUGGAAACUGGUUUACAAUUAGCGUGGACAGCCACAUCGAGUCAAACACGUUUUGCAUUAGCAUCCAAAUAUCAGUUAGAUUCACAGACAGCUGUAGCAGCUAAAGUCAAUAAUAUUUGUCAACUUGGACUCUCAUUUCAACAAAUUCUUAGACCAGGUGUCAAAUUAACAUUAUCCGCAUUAUUUGAAGCAAGAAAUAUGAAUGCUGGUGGUCACAAAGUAGGUCUUGGUUUGGAUCUUGAGGCUUAA